AUGGAUCUCUUGCGCAAAUACUUUAUGCAACUGGAAAUCGACCCCCGCGACGUGCCGCUCGAUGCGUCUCCGCCUCCACCUACGCCGCCAAGUGUCCCGAGUGAGCCUCCGCCACCAAGCCCGCCGCCUGGACCAGCCGUGAUCGAAGACAACAGCGACUCGGACCAAGAGGUCAUCGACAUGACGGUUGGAGAUUCGCCUGUCAACGAAUAUGGCUUGCCUGACGGAGAAGAUGCCAUCUACGUUUACUACGAUAUGACGGAACGACGCUACCAGCACGUUCUUCUUCGUGGCGGGGAAGACAAGCGCCACACCCCGAGCAAGACUCUCCAAGCACAACCCAACCCCAAGCAAGCCAUGACCACCAAGAACACGUGGGCCGUCUCCGAGAAGGGCACGUUCGUGCGCGACCCGAGCAAGUUCCGCAACUGGAUCGAGCCCCGCGCCGACGCCGAGUUCCCAGCCGAAGCCAACCGCUACCACCUGUACAUUUCGCUGGCCUGCCCGUGGGCGCACCGCUGCCUCAUCACGCUCAACCUCAAGGGACUGCAGGACAUCAUCGGCCUCUCGGUCGUGCACCCGGUGUUCCAGCGCACGCGGCCCAACGACCCGGAGGACCAGCACAUGAGCUGGGCCUUCGCGGACCCGAAGAAGACCCCGUGGCUGCCCGGCCCGUCGGGACUCGGCGAGUACUCGUCGGAGGGCUCCAUCCCCGACACGGUCAACAACGCACAGUACGUGCGCGACCUGUACGAGAUGUGCUCGAAGGGCAACACGCGCUACACGGUGCCCGUGCUGUGGGACAAGGUCAAGAAGACCAUCGUGUCCAACGAGUCGGCCGACAUCAUCCGCAUGUUCAACUCGUCGUUCGACGCGCUCGCGCCGUCCAAGUUGGACCUGUACCCGGCCGAGUUCCGCGAGGAUAUCAACGCGAUCAACGAGUGGAUUUACAACGACAUCAACAACGGCGUGUACAAGUGCGGCUUCUCGACGACACAGGUUGCGUACGAUGAGGCUGUGACCAAGCUGUUCGAGAGCCUCGACCGCGUGGAGGACAUUCUGUCCAAGCAGCGCUUCCUCAUGGGUGACGUGUUCACCGAGGCGGAUGUGCGUCUGUUCACGACACUCAUCCGCUUUGAUGAGGUCUACCACGUGCACUUCAAGACGAACAAGAAGAUGAUCAAGGACUACCCGAACCUGCUCAACUACACGCGUGAGAUCUACCAGUUCCCGCCCGUGGCCAAGACGGUCAACAUGCAGCACAUCAAACUCCACUACUAUGGGUCCCACACCCACCUCAACUCGUUCGGCAUUGUGCCGGCUGGGCCGAACACCGACUACAGCAUCAAGCACGACCGCGAACGCUUCACGGCAACGAUCCCCGAGUUUGCGGUGAACAGCAACUGAGCUGCCAGAGACAAGGAAAGUAGUUGCGCAAUUCGUUUGCAUUGAUUCGCUCGAAGUAGUAAGCCAAAAACAAGUUGACGAGAGAUGCGAUU
Phytophthora sojae is the source of this 1499-nucleotide messenger RNA. RefSeq lists its product as hypothetical. NCBI's taxonomy places the organism in Eukaryota, Oomycota, Peronosporomycetes, Peronosporales, Peronosporaceae. Gene Ontology annotation, cellular component: cytoplasm. The record is from RefSeq and is a predicted model, not a curated record. The transcript has 4 exons. Bases 1 to 1407 code for a protein of 468 amino acids. Gene Ontology annotation, molecular function: glutathione transferase activity.